Messenger RNA from Thlaspi arvense, 636 nucleotides. The record is from the annotation of a GenBank genome assembly. NCBI's taxonomy places the organism in Eukaryota, Viridiplantae, Streptophyta, Magnoliopsida, Brassicales, Brassicaceae.
AUGUCGUUUCGGUCUCUCGUGUUCCCGUCUUCUCCUUCCUUAUCUGCUAACCUGAAGCCUUUCAAUGGCUACGGAAGGCUCUACCGUUAUCUCGUGCGAGCUUCUUCCGAUGUUCCCGAUUUCCUCUCUGCGGACUGGUUGGAGAGUCGUAGGAAACGUCCUUUUGGCCCCAGGCUUGAUUUUAGUGCGGAAGAUGCUGUUAGACAUCAGCUUGAUGCAUUGAAGUAUAAUGACCAUCCUCGUUAUGAUUAUGGCAUCGAGGUCAUGUAUCGGUUUGCUGGAUUCGACCCGUUUGAGAGAUCAACCUAUUUCGGUCCAUUCUUUGAUCUAGGACAGUUUGAAAGGUUUAGGCGUAUAUUUCAUCACUCGUCUUACCGUGUGUUGCUUGGUCAUAAGGACAGACAAAUCCUAAGCAGUUUGUUUGUGGAGGAGAAUCGUUUCAAGCAGAGGAUAUGGAUUCAAGGAAACAGACCUGAGGAAGAAGAGAUAUUUGAAUUCACAAUGUUCCAGCGUAUAGGCGGUUCAUGGGAUGGUUACUGGUUAACAGAGAGCUUGCUUCAUGACGGAGAUGUGUUUUCAGGAGGGAUUAUCGACUUGUUCGGUUUGGUUCGAUCAUGUGUAAAUGUUGGUACAUAG